AUGAGUGCACAAGGUGAGGGACCCGGUCAGCCUUCCACUGCUGCCCAGGAGCAACCUGCAACCGCAGAGCCUCAGAAGAGAGGACGAGGCAGACCCAGGAAGCAACCACAAGAACCAACUGGUGAACCAUCUCCUAAAAGACCAAGAGGAAGACCCAAGGGAAGCAAAAACAAGAGUCCCUCUAAAGCAGCCCAGAAGAAAGCAGAAGCCACUGGUGAAAAGCGACCCAGGGGCCGGCCUAGAAAAUGGCCUCAACAAGUGGUUCAAAAGAAGCCUGCUCAGGAAGAGACUGAAGAAACAUCCUCACAAGAGUCUGCAGAGGAAGACUAGGAGACCACGCCAUGCAAUUUC
This is a messenger RNA of Dryobates pubescens (Downy woodpecker), 351 nucleotides long. It is a transcript of the gene HMGA2, whose product is annotated as high mobility group AT-hook 2. Lineage: Eukaryota; Metazoa; Chordata; Aves; Piciformes; Picidae. Bases 1 to 330 code for a protein of 109 amino acids. Gene Ontology annotation, molecular function: DNA binding; transcription coregulator activity. Gene Ontology annotation, cellular component: nucleus; chromatin. The transcript is spliced from 5 exons. The record is from RefSeq and is a predicted model, not a curated record. Gene Ontology annotation, biological process: regulation of DNA-templated transcription.